CCCCGCCCCGCCGCCCCCCGCCGCCGCCGCCGCUGGCGGAGCCAUGCGCCCCGCGCCGCUGCUCGGGCUCCUGCUCUGGGCGCUGCUGCUCUGGGCGCCGCCGCCGGUACGCGGCCUCCGCCACGGCGUCCACUGGAACGGCAGCAACCCCAGGUUCCUGCGGGAUGACUACGCCAUCCAGGUGGCCAUCAAUGACUACCUGGACAUCUACUGCCCGCACUACGAGGGGGCCGUGCCCGCCGGCCGGGCAGAGACCUUCACGCUCUUCAUGGUGGACCGGGAGGGCUACCGCGGAUGCCACGAGACCCCUGGCGCCUUCAAGCGCUGGGAGUGCAACCGGCCCCAGGCGCCCUUCGGGCCCGUCCGCUUUUCAGAGAAGAUCCAGCGCUUCACCCCCUUCUCGCUCGGCUUUGAGUUUCAGCCAGGGGAGACCUACUACUACAUCUCUGUCCCCAGCCCCGAGAGCGUCGGGCGCUGCCUGAAGCUGCGCGUCUCCGUCUGCUGCAGAGACACCACACUGGAGCCAGUGACGGAGGUUCCCAAUUCACAGCCUCACGGGCGCGGGGGGCCGGAGGACGCGGUGCCCGCCCAGGGCAUUGCAGCCCCGCUGCAGCCCCGCACCCCAUGCCUUGCGCUCAUGCUCCUGGCCCUGCUCUGGAUCUGAUCCCCCGGUGCUGCCCAUGGUGGGGAGAUGGGCUCCUCUGCCCCACCGCCUGCUUCCGGACUCUUCCUCCACCGCCAUCCCCCUGCCAAGCCCAUGCGGCAGCCCUGGGCCACGACUCAUCCACCGGACCUCCACAGAGCCGAGCCAGGGCCAGGAGCUCCAGCCUGGAAGGGACCUCGCUUCCCGCCGGCAUUGCCGUAUAUCAGCCCCGCUGGCCGGCCUGCCCUGCCACUGGGCUCCCCAAAGCUCGACGGACGCCUGCUCUGCCCCAGGGCCGUUGCCUCAUCUUGUGCCUUCCCCCAUGGACCCCCUGCCACAGGGGACAGGGACCCCCAGGCCCUGGAGCGAGGCGGCAGCUCCUCCGGGCACUGCUGUCCUCCAGCGAGGACACCGAUCUGUCUUCUGGGAAGACGCCCUCCUUCAUGCCGUCACCGGCCUCUACGGUUUGGUUUUAACCCCUGGUAGUGACUGAGCCAAGCAAUACAGUGUUUGCAAGAUCGGUGUGCCCUCGGGCUCUGCAGCCCCCACCCCUGGCCUCACGCUGCCCGUGGUCCCCUCCUGCCUGUGCCCACCUGCCUGCGGUCCCUGUCCCCGCAGGGAUGCUGGGGCACGGGCCAGGGCAGCCGCCCCCGGGGAUGCCUGCAUCUCUCACCACAACCUUUGAGGCCGGGGCUUUAAUUGCAGUGAUUUGAUAUUGAGAUGUCAGCUCAUGUAACAGGGAGAGCUUUAAUUACA
Molecule: messenger RNA, 1399 nt
Organism: Aquila chrysaetos chrysaetos
Lineage: Eukaryota; Metazoa; Chordata; Aves; Accipitriformes; Accipitridae
Gene: EFNA4
Product: ephrin A4
Exons: 6
Coding region: 44-664 (206 amino acids)
Biological process (GO): ephrin receptor signaling pathway; axon guidance
Cellular component (GO): plasma membrane
Molecular function (GO): ephrin receptor binding
Source: RefSeq, a predicted model, not a curated record